Fomitopsis serialis is the source of this 453-nucleotide messenger RNA. RefSeq lists its product as uncharacterized. The coding region runs from base 1 to 453 and encodes 150 amino acids. The transcript is spliced from 2 exons. The record is from RefSeq and is a predicted model, not a curated record. Lineage: Eukaryota; Fungi; Basidiomycota; Agaricomycetes; Polyporales; Fomitopsidaceae.
AUGCACUACUCCGCCGUUAUAUCCGCUGUGCUCAUCGCAGCCGCCGCGGCACCUGCACUAGCCGCCCCAUCGGGACUCGGUCUCCGUGCUGUCGAAGAGGAUGCGCUCGCACAGCGCAGCUUUGACGACGAGCUCUACGCCCGGGACCUGAUCUUCCGACGGGCAGAAAAGCACGUCAAACCGCCCGCCAAACCGAAGCCGCGCCGUCAAAACGCUUUGCUGAUACGCCCACGCCCAGGUUCGAAGACUCGGAAUCCAAAUGAAUUGUCGUUCCCUGAGAAGAACCCGGUUCAUGAUCCGCACAACUCGGAAUCGAAGUCCCGGCCGAAGCUGAGGGCGCUUGACGACUCGGACGAGUAUUUGCUUGCGAGGGCAACCGAGGAGGACAAGCUGUUCGCGCGCGCAUGGGAGGAUGCGGUGUUCGCUAGGCUGGACAUGGAUGACUUGAAUUAG